UUUGUGUGGGUGUGGAAAGAAGAGGACUGGGUCUUUCUUCUUUGGUAAAAGUCAGUCCUCACUAAGCUGCACGUACUGAACGAACAUCAUGCUCUGCUUCUUUCUAUUGGUUUAUUGUUUGUCAAGUGCAACAACUUCAGAGCUGCUGAGCCGUCACAGAAGAGCGUGGAUUAUUGACUCCUUUGAGAUUGAGGAGGGCCAUCGAGGCCCCUUCCCAUAUAAGUUGGGCGAGGUGAAUAUUGACAGGAAAUAUCCAAUAUACUUUGAACUGCAAGGACAAGGGGUGGAUGAGGAGCCGACGGAAGUCAUCUCCAUUGACAAAGAGUUUGGCGUGUUGUACGUCCACAAGGCCGUGGACUAUGAGGAGUGGCAAACACUUGAGCUAAGACUUCAGGCCAGAAAAAUGGACGAAUCAAUUGAAACCAGGUUAGGAAUUCUGAUUUCUGUAAAGGACAUCAAUGACAAUCCACCACGCUUUGAGAGGGAUCUGUAUGAGAUUAACCUUCCUCAGGAAUCAACACAAGGCUCCAAUCUUUUGAAAGUGCAUGCUACUGACAUAGACAAGAGCGAAACACUAAACUCAACCUUCCACUGUGAAAUCAAAUCUGUGUCUCCAAAUGUUAGAGACACUCAAUUCUUCAUUGAUGAGUCUGGAUACAUCUCAUUCAAAGGUUGUUUAAAUUACAAGGUGGCUGAAAAGUUUACAAUAGUGGUGGAGGCCAAAGACCACGGUGAAGUAGUCAAACUGUCCAGUUCAACCAUUGUUGUCAUUCAUGUAGGGAAUGGCAACAACCACCUUCCAGUCAUCAGCGGUCAAACGGGCACUGGUAAAGUGAAGGAGCUUGAGACUGGGGUCUCUCCUCUGAGGCUGCAUGUGACAGACAAAGACACCCCAAACACCUCGGGAUGGAGAGCCAGAUACACCAUACAUGGUGAUGAAGGAGAGAACUUCAAGAUACUAACAGACUUAGAGACUAAUGAUGGGAUCCUGACAGUAGUUGAACCUUUAGACUUUGAGAAUGGGGCGCAGAGGGAGCUGCUGAUCUCAGUGGAAAACGAGGCGCCGUAUUACCCCUGUAAAGUAAAAGAGAGGACGUCCUCAGGCCUCUGGAAAGUUGACACCAUUAAAGGCCAUGAUCCCUCUGGUGCAGCUGAACCUCAGUCUGUAAAAGUCACCAUUGAUGUGGAGGAUGCCAACGACCCUCCUAAAUUCAGCGUGACCCUGAACGAGGUCGCGGUGAUGGAGAACGUACCGGCUGGAACCUGGGUUGAUAAAGUGACGGCUGUGGAUCCUGACUCCAGUCGUGCAAAAGACUUUCUGUACAAGGUAGGAAAUGAUCCUGCUGGCUGGGUGACGGUGGAUCCCCUCACAGGAAUCAUCACAAUGAUAAAGACGCCCGACAGAGAAUCUCCACACGUUGUUAACGGCACCUACACCAUCUUAGUGUAUGCAGUUGACAAAGGUAUACCACCAAUGACAGGAACAGCUACACUACAUAUCCAUGUGUGGGACCAGAAUGACAAUGUGCCACAGCUAACAGUGGACAGCCUGGAUGUGUGUGUGUCUGAUGCCCCCACAACCACCAACAUCGAGGCCUUUGACCCAGAUGAAGAACCUUAUGGAGGGCCUUUCACUUUUGAACUGUUGGGAAAUGUUGAAGGAAAAUGGAGACUGAAUCCUGGUUAUGGUUACACAGCUGGUCUGGUGAAGGAGCCCGGUGUGUACCCUGGUCAACACACAAUUCAUCUAAAGAUCUCCGACAUGCAGGGAGCAUUUAAAGUUUACAACCUCAGUGUGACUGCAUGUGGCUGCACUGUGACACCAAACUGUGGAAUUCGCCAGAAAUCUGAAAUAAACAUUGGCCCUUAUGCUUUAUUCAUGAUCAUUUCUUCACUUUUACUUCUGUUUCUGCUGCUGCUGGCUCUCAGCAUCUCAUCCAAAAGAGAGUUUUUUACUAUGGAGUCUGAAGAUUGUUCAGGAGGAAUCCUCCUCCAAUCAAACACUGAGGCACCAGGAGACAACUGCGAGAUUCCUGCCACUAUUAUCGAAAAACCAGUUUGUAUGGAGCAAUAUAAUCAAUCUAAUUUCCAUAUUCCACUGAAUGGGCGGAGAAAUGGACGACAUUCAGCAAGGGUGACUUUUGGCAGUUUUCACAGCUUAAACUCACAACCUAGGAGCUUCAUCCACUCACCACAUGAGAAUUUAAGAAGAGAAAGCCUGUCCCACCGUUCCAGCUACACUGGGAACCAGUCAAACUGGACCUCUGCCUGUGACAGCAGCAAUCAGUUUGAAGACAUGGGCAAUAUGAGCAUCCUCCAAUCACAAAACUUGAGCUGUGCUACGGAGUCUAAUGACAUGAAGCUUCAUCAGAAGCUAACAUUGUUCCAGGAGAAAAAAGGGGACUCACUGGAUGAUGAGCUUCACAUCUAUGCAGUGGAGGGGAACUCAGACACCACCUCAGAGCUGGAAGCAAUCAGUAUUUCUGAAGAGGGUUCAUUUCAGGACGCACUGGAAGAUCUGGGUCCAAAGUUUCACCAACUGGCUUCUACAUGCAUGACAGCCAAGCACACCACUUUAUGAUCAUUUCUUCACGGUUACAUAGCUGGUCUUGUGAAGGAGCCCAGAGUGCUCCCUGGUCAGCAUGCAAUUCAUCUAAAGAUCUCUGACAUACAUGCAGCAUUUGAUGUUUGCAACCACAGUGUGACUCCGUGUGGCUGCACUGUGACACCAAACUGUUGAAUUCACCAAAACUCUGAAAUAAACAUUGGCCACUAUGCUUUUUAAUGCAUGACAGUUUCUUCACUCUUACUACUUAUAUGGAAGGAAAAUGGCAUUUGCUUCCCCAUAGGAGCAUUGUGAUAAACACUACCACUCAAAAGUUUCGACACACCUUCUCACCUAAUGGUUUUUCUUUAUUUAAUGACUAUUUGCUUUGUAGAUUCUCACUGAAGGCAUCAAAAGUAUGAAUGAACACAUACACAAUUGUGUAGAAAACAAAAAAGUUUGAAAUAACUCAAAACAUAUUUUAAAGAUUUUAGAUUCUUUGAAAUAACCACCCUCAUCCCAAACCAUCUGAUUGAGUUUAGGUCAGGUGACUGUGGAGGCCAGGCCAUUUGGCACAGCACUUCAUCACUCUCCUUCUUGGUCAAAUAGCCUUUACACAACCUGGAGGUGUGUUUGGGGUCAUUAUCCUAUUGAAACAAAAUGAUGAUCCAACUAAACUAAACCGGAUGCCAUGUCGCUACAAGAGCCCACGGUGGGAACCAUGCAUGUGGAUUCUGAAAUGCACCAUUCUACACAAGGAGAGAAAUACUUUUGUCCAUCCAUCCAUCCAUCCAUCCAUCCAUCCAUCCAUCCAUCCAUCCAUCCAUCCAU
This is a messenger RNA of Haplochromis burtoni (Burton's mouthbrooder), 3376 nucleotides long. RefSeq names its product cadherin-like protein 26. Bases 89 to 2581 code for a protein of 830 amino acids. The transcript has 17 exons. The record is from RefSeq and is a predicted model, not a curated record. Lineage: Eukaryota; Metazoa; Chordata; Actinopteri; Cichliformes; Cichlidae. Gene Ontology annotation, cellular component: adherens junction; plasma membrane; catenin complex. Gene Ontology annotation, biological process: multicellular organism development; cell-cell junction assembly; cell morphogenesis. Gene Ontology annotation, molecular function: calcium ion binding; cadherin binding.